AUGUUCGCCGUGUCGUCCACCUCCCGCGUCGCCACGCGCGCGAACGUUCGCGCGUCGACCAAGCGCGCGAGCCGCGCCGCGCGCGUCGUCGUCAAGGCGAGCAAGACCGAGGAAAAGGUUGCUUUCGCGUCCGUCGCGUCCGUCGCGGCGUCCGUCGUCGCCGCGGCGCCGGCGCACGCCGCCGUCGUCGAGGCGGUCGGCCAAGUGGCUGAGGGCGAGCCGUUCAUCGUGCAAGUGGCGUGGGCCGCCAUCAUGGCCACGUUCUCGUUCUCUUUGUCCUUGGUUGUCUGGGGUCGCUCCGGUUUGUAA
Molecule: messenger RNA, 309 nt
Organism: Ostreococcus tauri
Lineage: Eukaryota; Viridiplantae; Chlorophyta; Mamiellophyceae; Mamiellales; Bathycoccaceae
Product: Cytochrome b6-f complex, subunit 8
Exons: 2
Coding region: 1-309 (102 amino acids)
Biological process (GO): cytochrome complex assembly
Cellular component (GO): cytochrome b6f complex
Source: RefSeq, a predicted model, not a curated record